AUGGGUAGUGAUGAUGCAAAAUUGAUAUCAAACAUACGCAAUCAGUUGGAUCGUCUUAUGCUACAGUUGGCUGAAAUUGAAAAAGAAAAAGAUUCAUUGGAUAAUGAUGAAUACGUGGAAAUGAAGAAUGAUACAGUAGAGCAGUUGAAGGAAUUGGAACGAACAUUGGAUCGUGUGAAAUGCGGUGAUGUUUCAUUAACUGAUGAGUUGACUGCUACAAAAAUGGCGAUCCAAAAUGCAAUCAGUGAAGCAUUCAAAACGCCUGAAAUUGUGGCAAUUUUUGCCAAAAAAGAACCCGUUUUACUUCGUCAAAAAUUAAUGCAGAUAGAAACUGACCGUCAUUUACGAAAGAUAUCAGACGAAACAUUUAAAGCAAGGAAAUUAGAAAUUUUGUAUGCUUUGUAUAAGCUAAACGACGAUUUAUCAGAUGAGGAGAAAAGUGUUAUCAAUGCUGCCUCUAAAGUUUCUGGUUUUCAAUUUGAAUUAGCAUCCAGUCAUUUGAGUUGUGACGAGUCCAUUAUCAAUGUUAACUUAUAG
Molecule: messenger RNA, 537 nt
Organism: Acanthocheilonema viteae
Lineage: Eukaryota; Metazoa; Nematoda; Chromadorea; Rhabditida; Onchocercidae
Source: the annotation of a GenBank genome assembly